AUGGAGGAGCCGCUCGCAUCGCUGCUAGCAAGUUGCGAGGAGCGCGAGUUCCUGCGAGUGACCUCGACGGCGCUCAAAAUCAUCCAGAACAUCCAGAACGAAGCGAGCGAGGACAAGUUCAGGAGACUGCGCCGAACAGCCCCUUUUUGCGAGAAGCCAGGAUCGUGCCAGCUACUGGAAACACUGGGUUUCGAGCUGAGAGGAAAUCACUAUGUUCUCGACAAGACCCAAAUUCCAAAUCUCGUCUCCAAGAAGAAAGACAUUAUAGCUGCCAGAAAACGGGUCGGUACGAUCCUCGGAUGGGACGUCCCGUUUUCAAUGCUCAAAUUCACGACGGCCCUCGGGAGCUGCAAGUACGGCGAGGUGUUUGGUGGGUUUCUGGACGAGGAAGACCCUGUCGUGAUAAAGACACUCAAACCUGAUUGCGGGGAAAAGGCUCGAGAAAGCUUCGAUCGCGAACUGGAACUCCUUCCGAAAUUGGAACAUUCGAAUAUCGUUCAGUUGCAGGCCGUUACGUUGACCUCCGACCCCACCUGUAUCAUACUGGAGUUCAUUCCGACACCACUGUUGGAGGUUCUGAACCACGCCGAGCUGGGAUACAGAGAGAUAAUCGCCACUGCAACAGAGGUGGCGUCAGCCAUGGCUUAUCUGCACUCUCAGGGUGUACUGCACUGCGACCUUGGAGCCAGAAACAUAUCCAAACUCCUCUUUUUCUCUCCCUCCCUCCUUGUCCUCCUCCCUCCCUCCCUCCUUUCUCAGGCAGUUGUGUACCCUGUGGCUUUAUAGACGUUUUGUCGGGAGGACAAAGUUGUUUUAAGGGUGUGUGCCGUGCUGUAUUCAUGACCUAUCAUCUAGGCCUUAUCUCAAAAGACACCCCUUUUUAACCACUCCCUUUACAUGCAGCAGCUCUUUCGAAUACUGCCAACAACACUCUCUUGUUUACUUUUUACAUACUCUGCUGUUUGUUGCUUGUACAGUGGCACAUGAAAAAUACACCGUUGGUUGCACACUCACCACGGGCCGCCUUCUCCCUCCUUCCCUCCCUCCCCCCUCUCUCUCUCUCACUCAUCCAUUAAUAAUCGAGUAGUAGGGUGUGUACUACUGCCUUCCUCUCCCCCUCUCCCAAGAAUUAAAUUUUAAUGUACCCAACACUGCCUCUGCUCCCAUCAUUAUUCACGACUACAAAAGUUCAACUUUCCGGAACUUUCCACUGUUUUCUUUAACCCUUUCUCUACGUCCGUCUGACUGCCAACGGUGUCGCCAAAGUUUGCGACUUCGGGUUGGCACGCAGAGUUGGCCACGCCUCCUGUACUCUGACCCCUGAAGGGGUGGAGUCUCUACCCCUCCGCUGGACGGCUCCAGAGGUCUUCCAGCAGUUACAACUCACUGUGUACUCUGACCUCUGGAGUUUUGGAGUUCUCCUCUGUGAGAUGGCCACGUUUGGCUCCGUUCCCUACGCCUCGUUCAGCAACCAGACUGUGAGGUCAAAGGUUGCAGAAGGCUACCGUCACCUGCAGCCGCACAACUGCCCUGACGAACUGUACUCCCUCAUGCUCCGCUGCUGGUUGCCACGGGCAACGGAGAGACCGUGUUUCGCUGACGUCAUCCGUAAGCACCUGGAGCCGCUGAAGGUCAAGGUUCAGAAGGGGGAGCUGGUUCGGCAGAACAGCUCCACUUCAGAUGAUAGUGUUGAGGGAAAGAGAUCGACCCUGAAAUCUUCAUCGAGCAGUGUUAGCACGGCUGGAGGAGGAGGAGGAGGAGGAGGAGGGCCCAAGGUGAAAGUGAAAGAACUGUCAUACCCGCAGGUCCUGGCCAAGGGAGGCGGUCUCUUGCGAGUGGCGACUGCUCUUGUGUCUCCCUUCCACCACCGGGUGGUCGUGGUGUGCGGGAAGAAGACAACUGCGGGGGAGGUGGUGCAGGUCGCACUGGCCAAGUGCGGCAAAACCGACAUGGACGCCAAGUCUCACAGCCUCGCUCUGGUUAACCCUCAUACCACUGAUGCAGCUGCUCGCUACCUAUCCUCCGACGAGCGAGUUCUGGCAGUGAAGGCCGAAGCUCCGCCCACCGCCAUGUUCGUGUUGUGUAUCUUUACCUCGGGAACUGCCAUUCUUGAAAUCGUCAAUUCCAUCAAACAAAAUCCGUCCUAUGCAACGACCUUUGACCCCCGUACCCGUGGUUACCUGGUGACGGUGGAGGGGGGAACGGGGAAGAGGGGGAAGCAGGGGUUCGGAGGAAGCCAUCGGCGGCGCUGGUGUGUCCUCGACGGAUCCUCUCUCCUCUGCUACCAAGAGGAGGAGGAUGAAGGAGUGAAGCAGUUUGAAUCGUUUGUUGACGUGAAGAGCUGUUCCGUCUCGCCCCUCAGUGGGAAGAAGAGUAGCACAAUGGUACGUGUGGGGACAGCGGACGGAGGUCAGUUCAUAUUCUCUGCCUCUGACAAACAAGACAUGCUGCUUUGGAUCGAAGCCCUCGAGGCCGCCAGCCACCUCGACCCGUCCACCAUGUUACUCCACUCCAGAGACGGAGUAGUCGUCCACACGGGGUACCUCGACUGCCAGGAAUUCGCUCUGGAGUCGGGGGACUCCUCCCCACUCCAAUCCCCGCCCCCACUCUAUCGUCGUCUCGCCAGUACCCCGAAUUUUUCCGGAGUAUACUCCGCAGUAGACUACGGUCGUCACUGGACUGUGUUGAAGAGCUCUGGACUCGUCCAGUGUCUCGUCAGAGGUCGACCCGAAACUCUCUUCUCCCUCCUCGAUGCCGUGAAGGUCAAAGUUCACAACCCUCGAGAGGGACGAGAGGGAGGGAACUAUUUCAUUUCUCUUUUCGACAAGACGAGUCAAGUAGUCCUGCAGGCAGAGUGCCUUAGCGACCAUUUCGAUUGGGUUCUCGCCGUUGAACGCGUCCUACAGGACAAGGGGAUUCAAGACAGGCUCUGCGGUGACCGUGGCAACCAGAGCGGAUACGUGACUCUCAAACGACUGAUGAUGAUGCAAGAGAGAGGGAAGCUCGGCCAGCGAGGAAGUGUAAUGCAGCUGUACGCGAUGCCACGCCUCCUAAACACCCUCGACGACGUCUAUGACCUCCCCCAGGGGACCAAACAAGACCACACCUACGAAAACCAAAAGGAGCCGUCCCCUCCUGUUUCCCCUCAUUCCUAUGUGAAUUUCGUUCCCCCGCCCCCCAUCCCACCUCGCGGACCCGGUGCACCGCCUCUCCCUCCUAAAGGUAUAUCGUCCGCUAGUUCACCCCCCGAGGGGGAAAUUUUGAGCCCCCCAGACGAGGGGGACGAGUCAGAGGAGUACGUGGUAAUGAACCCCCAGUCACUCCCUGCGACACCCUCCAAUGCCACACAUUUCACUCCCCCUUCCCCGCUCUCGCUUCCAGCCACUCCAAUUAGUGCCCACCACCACCACCCGGGAGGGUUUCCCAGUCAACCAAUCACAAUCCCCCGACCCCGUCUCCCAGGGAAACCGACGAAACUGUUGCUACGGUCACACUCCGAGCUCUCCCCCUCACCACACACACCCUCACCAGACCACUCCCCCUCUCCCUCCUCCGGCACUCAUUCUGCGGUCCAGUCGCAGUCUCUUCCCCGUCGAACCUCCUCCACAUCCUCCUCACACCCUCACACACCCUCCUCUUCCCAUCGUCACACUUCCACCUCCUCAUCUUCCUCCCUUCAUCGCAAACAUUUGAUCUCCAAUUCGACUACAAAUGGAGGGAGUUCCUCUGGUUACAACUCUCCCGGAUCCAGCCCAGCUGCGAGCAGAUUCCAGUCAAACCGGUUCCCGAGACCGGUCGAGGGCGGCGAUGUAAUGGUGGGUGUGGCAGCGAGGAAUGCGGGAGAUUCCGGGUAUUCCAUUGGGCGAGCCACGAGUGCAUUGCGACAGCUGUCCUCAGAUGGUUACUGUUCCAGUCACUCAUCUACCGACGAAAUUGCUCAGAAGCUGCCUCGAGGGUGGAGGAAAGGCUACUGCGACUCCAAACCGUUCUUUGUCAACACCGAGACAGGCUCCACUAUGUGGAGUUUGGCCGAGGUCGUGGCAUCCAGCAGUGGGCAGGAAAAAUCAGAGAAGAGGAGCAAGCAGCCAGGCUCGAAAUGGCAGGUGGUGACACUAGAAGACGGCCAAGUCUACUAUUAUCACGAGGAUACCAGACAAACUACCUGGAAUGUACAGGACACAUUCUCAUGAUUCCAUUCUCCCAUUCCCAUUCCACAUCCCUUACUACAAUGUAUAAUAGACUAUUAUUAUAAUAUUGCCGUUUUGUAAUGUCCUGUUCCAAUGUCCUGUUCCAAUGUCCUGUUCCAAUGUCCUGUUCCAAUUGUGUAAUAAAAACAGUGUGCAUAAUUAUGUCGGUGUAUACAGUACAAUAUUAUUUUU
Messenger RNA from Geodia barretti, 4379 nucleotides. Lineage: Eukaryota; Metazoa; Porifera; Demospongiae; Tetractinellida; Geodiidae. The record is from the annotation of a GenBank genome assembly.